This is a messenger RNA of Aphanomyces astaci, 1904 nucleotides long. RefSeq lists its product as hypothetical. The record is from RefSeq and is a predicted model, not a curated record. The transcript is spliced from 8 exons. Bases 16 to 1842 code for a protein of 608 amino acids. NCBI's taxonomy places the organism in Eukaryota, Oomycota, Saprolegniomycetes, Saprolegniales, Verrucalvaceae.
CAAUUGGACUGUGGGAUGAAGAAGGGUAAGGAACGACCGUCGACGUCCGUGGCGCCACCACCGUCCAGUGCAAAAAAGGUCGAGAAGAAGGGCCAACUUGGCGCGGCGGUGCUGGCGUCCGUCAUCGCUGCCACCCCCGUCCAUCGGGUUCCUCCCAUGGAAGACACUGAAGGGUUGGUGCUCGACACCAUCGACUGGAUCCUUGACGAGACCUUCCUGUUCCAAAUCCAAUACGAACGGCUAGAGAAACAAAUGCACUUUGGCAUCGAGGCCAUGGCGUCCAGCAUCAUCUCGACGCUUCGCAUGGGGUGCUACAUCGACUACGACGCCGUGGUCAGUGUCGAGUGUUGUGAAGACGAACCCCGCGCCGACUCGGUGGACCGACACGCGGUGCAGGCGCUGCCCAAGAAAGAAGUCAGCGCCCAUCCCCAGCGGCUCUACGAAUCCCCCAACGGCGUCCCCUUCCAACGCGCCAUCAGCCUUCGAUCCAUGUCCGAAAAGUCGUCCUUGCCGCCCCGCAACACCGCGUCUUCCGCGGCGCCCCAACCUCGACGGAGGGGGUCUGCCGCAUCCGAUACGUUCAUACCGCAAGAGCAGCCCAUGGUGUUUCGAAUCCCCGCCAAAGUCGAUUAUUUUGACAAAGAAACCAAAGCGUGGCGGAUCAAAUGCAUGACCGAACUCACGUCGAGCAAGCAGAAAAAGGCCAAGUGGGGCAAAGUGUCGGUGCUUCGACGGGCGUUGGGCCAGCGGGAGUACGACGUCACUGAGACCACCGUCGUGUGUGACACCACCACCAUCCGCGACGGUGACAACGAUCCAGAUACGAUGACAAUAGACAGCGCCCCGGUGACGACACUGGACACGGUGCGCACCAUUCCCGACGACACACCCGUGGACCAAGACACAACCCUCCUACUGCUCCAUCAACCCAGCCCAAAGGAGGACACCCCCGCAGACGACAAGCCCCCUCGGGCUCGUCGACGGCACGGCGCCGCAGAAGUCAAAACGCCUAAAAGAACGGUCAAAUCAAGCUGGUUUUACGAAAAGCUGUCGGUCAAGGGCGAGUUCAAGCAGGAAAAGGCGUAUGAGCCCCACGUGAUGGAGUUGCAGCGAGAAACGUUCGCCCAGUCCAUCGAGCUUAAUACGGGCGUGUCGCUCGUGCAGGGGGUGUCCAAGUACCUGGGCCCCAACCGACGAGAGACCAUGUCCGCCAUGUCUAGGCAGGGCUUCCAGAAUCACCUGCGAAUGGUGGUGGGGGCAUCCUCAGAUUCAAAUGGGAGGAUAUGGGAUGGCCCCAACAAAGUACAACUUCGGUCGCUCCCACCCCCGACCACCGUCAACUUGGAAGUGGACGUUUUCGACGGCUCGAACUCAAUGGCCAACCUUCGACCAGGCCCCCAACUGACAUCCCCCCGCCAUCCAUCGAUGACUAUUGACACCGCAAACACUAGAAGUAGCCCCAGCCUCAACGCCCCCAACAAUGAUAAAUACGCCUCGACACCAUCCAGAGUCAAGACACAAACGACGAGUCCAGCCGUGCGGGUGAGGGUGUCGCCCCUGCGAGCAGACACGGCCAACGCCCGUCCCCAGCCUCGCGAGCAAUACGUGACCCACGGCGACUCGGUCGGCGUGCCAGAGAUCCCGACCCAUCGGCGGCGGCCGGCCACAGCCAUCGGAGCUCUCCUUGCCAAUUCCCCUACUUCGUCCAUGGCCUCAACGUCUCCCUCCACGAAAUCCAUUUCGAAGCUCAAGUACAUUCGUGAAUUCCCAUCCCCCAAGGCAGAAGUGGUGACUGUGCUCAAAGCACCCGACGACUGCCACCGAAUGGCGUGGUUGACUUAGCCUUAGGCACAUUAUUAUGCUGACAAAUACUCACGAAAACAACUAUUUAACUUCGUGGUUGA